AUGAACCCUAAUAGAAUUGUGAGGCUGUUAAUCCUUUUGAAGCAGCCCGUCUUCCUCUACCUCUGCACUCUCUAUCCCUUUCCAUUUGGAAGCCCUAACCGCGACCACCAGCAUCGAACCCCAUCAUCUCUAAGAGUUCGGAGUGCAUCUGAUGAAAUCGACAGUUGUACUGACUCCGUAAUCGGCGACGACUACCGCUGCUUCUUUCGCUCGUACUCCGACCGCCACCAGCUUCUCUUUCCGGUUGUUGGCUUCCAUAAAGGCAACAACAUGCUUGUCAUCGCCGGAUUUAUUCUUUGCUCUACCCGGUUUCCCCUCGCAUCACACACUUUCUUUCCCGCUUCCAACCCACUUUCCUUGAGACAAACCCACCUCCGCCCACCAUCGCUAGCACACCACCGUCGACACUCCCCAAUCAAAAUUGUGACUGAAAAGUCUUUAUCUACCCCUCACUUAAAUCUCUCUAACAUAGCAUACCAUGAAUUUAGCCAUUGCCUCUUUUGUGGUGGACUUUAUGGUUCAGAGCCUCCAGCUUUUCAAAGGGCAGAAAUGGAAAGAUUAGCUAAUCAAUCUGUUGAUGAAAAUGAUAAAGGCUUCUUAACAGAGGCCCAAUGUGCUUCUCCUAGGCUUGGAAAAGUGGAGAAUGUUGGAGACACUCAAGAGACUUCUGAAAGCCAAAAAGACUAUCCUGCCCCUGCUUCUAUUGAUGAAACAGAUACCCUUUCUGAUAUUGAUGAUUCUGAGGUUCACCCUGGUUCUAUAUUAGUUGAAGGUACAUUAGGAAAUUUCAGGCUGUGUGAUUGUUCACUAGGUACGGAUCAUGUUUGGGGAUGGAUUUUUGAUAUACGUAAUCAAGGAGCUGAAUCUCUUAUCCAGUCCUACAGUCCUGAAGAUGAUCACUAUGAAGGAUAUAACUUUAGCUUGAGUGGCAAACUUUCUUCCAUUCGUAUUCAAGAGCUCCUUACAUAUCUUGUGGCACUGGCGCCUCCAGUUUCAGAAGAAGCGAUCAAGUUUGUUGAUAAAGUUGGAGGGUUUGAAUGGUUGAUUAAGAAGUAUGAGAUGGAUGGAGCUGCUGCAAGGAAGUUGGACCUCUCUUUAGAGACUCCAAUAAUAGUGGUACCACGGGAUUCCAAUGGCACAGAAUUAGUAGUUCUUCCAUUCCAACUGCAGUUUGUUCAUAAUCAUAUCAUAUGUCUUGUGACUUGUGAAAAUGGGUUAUCAUUGUUUCUUUCAUGGAUGCAGUUUCUUGGAAGUGAAGGCUCAUUGCAUAUCGUGGUGUCUGACAAAGAUUAUGGUAUUAUUACCAACUGUCUUGCCAUGAAUUUGGGUGAACAACCUGAUUAUUUGAAGAUGAUGUGGCUUAGGAUUGACUUUCUUCGUUCUUUUCUUGAAUUGGGAUACAACUUUCUCUUCACGGUUCUUUCUGAAGCUAAGAAAAUAACUGAGUCACGUAUGGCUGCAAAGGCUGCUAAAGAUGCAGAGUUGGCUAUCACAUCAAAUACUAGUCCAGAAGGCGUGGAGAAAACGGGUGCUCCUAAAUUCCCUACUAAAGCUGUUUGUGCAGAGAGCAUAUGGAAUUGCGAAAGGAGAUACUGA
Molecule: messenger RNA, 1596 nt
Organism: Lactuca virosa
Lineage: Eukaryota; Viridiplantae; Streptophyta; Magnoliopsida; Asterales; Asteraceae
Source: the annotation of a GenBank genome assembly